AUGUUCAAGAUGGCGGACGAAGUAGUCGACCUUGAAGUCGCUAGGCAAAAAAUGAGACAAUGGCGCGAUGAGCCUCUUCGAAACAGUGAAGAGGUCACUGAACUUGGUGAAUGCCUUAUUUUAGAGCAUGGAAACAAACUUGGAGACGAACUUUGGACGAUUUACGAGCAAGUAUUCUUGGCUUCCAUCGACUGUCGUAAAAUGGAUUUGGCGACCAUGUGUUUAAGGGAACUCAAAUCACAAUUUCCGAACAGCAUUCGAGUGCAAAAACUCAAUGCAAUGCGGCUGGAAUCGAUUGAUAAGUACGACGAAGCCGAACAGAUCUACGAGAAGAUUCUGGAGGCUGAACCGGCGAAUGGUGGAGUCCGUAAAAGGCUGAUCGCCAUCCUUAAGGCAGAGAACAAGGUCGGAGAAGCAAUUAAAGAGCUGAACGACUAUUUAAAGAAAUUCAUGAGUGAUCAAGAGGCGUGGAAUGAGUUGGCUGAACUCUACAUUUCACAGCAAGAUUACAAAAAGGCAAAGUUCUGCAUGGAAGAAUUGAUCUUAAUAAAUCCUCACAACCAUCUGUUCCAUCAGAGGCAUGCCGAAAUCCUGUAUACCCUUGGAGGAAACGAAAACGUUGAAAAGGCAAGGAAAUUCUUCGCACAGGCUCUCAAACUCGAUAAUAACAACAUGAGGGCUCUUUUUGGCUUUUUCAUGGCCUCUGCUCAUCUGGCAAAUGCCUCCAAAGAUGCCAAGGCCAAGAAGGAAAAUUCUAAAUAUGCAGCCUGGGCUGCAACCCAGAUAAAUGAGAGGUAUCACAUUGUGAACCAAACCCAGGAAGAGAAGGGUUUAUCAGAACUAGAGAACAUGGUAGACUCUCUUCAGAUUGCCAUUCCUCAGAAUAUUUCUUCACAGCGAUUUGGUGACAAUUAGAUUUUCUGAGGCAGAUACAUUUUAGUGUACAUGUACAUUUGCCUGUAAACGUAGAUUAAAAUGUACCAACCUGAGGAGCACAAGGCUUAAUUUUGUUCUUUUACAGAAUUUGUUUGAUUGUUUGGCUUGAAAAUCUUAAAACUGGGUGUUAAAGGCCCAUUUGAAGGAGCUGUAUUGUAGAUUGUAGAAUUUAGCUCCCAAUGUAAAAUCUUCAGAGGCCGUUUCUUGAAAGUCCUGGUAACUUAUUAACAGGCUCAAUAUCAUUUUUUUAAAAUCAAAAUUUGAAGGAUAGAAAAGCAGGUUCUGGCACCUAAACCAGUCCAUUUUAUUCCUUUAGCUGAUAGUUUUAGUGUAUUGUUUUCAAAACUUUUGAAAUCCCCAUCCUGAAUGAAAACAGAGCAGCUUUACUGGCCCAUUCAGUUAGCAGGACUUUUGAGAAAUUGACCCCUAAUCCAGUACUGUAAUUUUCAUCCUUUGUCAAUUUUUACUAUAUCCUUUAUCAUUCUCCUUUAUAUUUUGUAAAUUUAGGCCCUUUUCAGGGUUGUUAUUAGAAAAUGCCAUAGGGGUAUGAUCUGAACUGAGUAGAUAGUUGAGUUUGUUUAUGCUGGCAUAGCAAGCAUGAUAUGUUGCUUUGCCACAUGCCUUUGUGAAGGGAGUGGGAGUCUGGAAACAUGCUCCCAUGCUUGGUGAGGUCGAAAAUUUAAGAUACACAAACAAUAAUGCAACAGUGCAUGUAGUUCUUUUAAACAUGUCCAGUGUGAUUUGAUUAAAUACUUUAACCCAUAUUACCUGCACAUGUAUGCACAGAGAGCUUAUUUACAAGCUGAGUUAUGUGGAUGUAAAAGCCUUUUCUUUGCCUUAUCAAAUAACUGGGUUCCCUAUAUAUCACUUCAGUACAAAUUCUAGGUUGUUUUUCCAAGUUUUUACAUUUGAGUACUAUAGGUUAGAUAGGAGCCUGUUGUAUUACAAUUAUAAAUAAUGUUAGACAUUGUAAGAAAACAUAGGAAACUUAAACUGUGCAUGUGCAUCCAUCGAAUUUUUGCAUUGAAACAGUAAGAAGAACAUAAGUGCCCUACAAGUGUGCAUGUAAUAAAGAGAGGAUAUGCAUUCACGAAUUUGCUAGA
This is a messenger RNA of Stylophora pistillata, 2039 nucleotides long. Its product is annotated as ER membrane protein complex subunit 2. The record is from RefSeq and is a predicted model, not a curated record. NCBI's taxonomy places the organism in Eukaryota, Metazoa, Cnidaria, Anthozoa, Scleractinia, Pocilloporidae. Gene Ontology annotation, molecular function: protein binding.